ACGUGUGCCUAUUCAGGCGAAGCGUCGUCUGAACUAUGCAAUGAUCUGAGCUGUGUUAUAGCUUACAAACAGAAAUUUGUGAGGAUGUGGAACCGGAAUGAUGAAUACGAUUGGUACCACGGACAGAGGAAUUACAUCCCACUAAGUUCUACCCGGGGUAACUGGAUGAAUAUAUUGAUCGGGGAGAGAAAUGUCGAUGGUGAUUCAAGUAUUGCAUCAUCCUCCAAGCCUAGGAGAACAACAAUACGAGGAAAUUCUAGAAGCAGAAAAACCUGUGUCACGACAACUUUGGUUGGGAUUGCUUUUGUCCUACUUCUGUUGGGAGCUUCAUGUGUUCCUCUUAUUCUUUAUUUUGUCGAAAAAGAUCAAUACAAAUAUUAUAAAGCCGAUGGCUCCAUUACUUUUGAGGGAACUUAUGAUGACAGUCUAGGAAAUUUAUCAACACAAACAUCUAUUGAUUUUCAGCAAGACUUCUGUCAAGUGAUGGAGCAAACGCAGGCUAACAAAUUCAAAGAAAGUUACAGCGGUUGUUUAGUCACCAAGAUUAAGAAUGGUAGUAUUAUCGUGGAGUUUACAAUGUAUUACUAUGCUAAAGUGACAGUGGAACCGGAUGAAGUUAAAGAAGAAAUAAUCGUUAAUUUGAAAACAAAUCUUACAGAGACAUUUUCCUCCAAAUUCAGCAUCACAGUUGAUGUAAAUUCUUUGACUGUAUCGUUGUUACAAACGGGAGAAAAUGAUUUUCAGUCUGGUAAAUCAGAUUCUCGAUUUCAAACUUCUUUGUUGUCAUCAACAACUAAGGGUACAACUUCGACAAUAUUACCCACGAUAAGCAGCAAUACAGAAAACUCGACUUCAACCGUCACAACGAUUCUUACAGAGACAACAAGAGUUUUUCCUAAAUCUACCACCACUGCUACACCAACGACAACAACCAUAGCUCCACUUGAAACCACAACUAUUUAUGCACCAACCACAACAACUGCAGCUAAAACCACCACCUCUAAUUCACGAGCUUCAACAACCGCAGCUUCUUCGAAAACCACCACUACUGAUAAACCAACUACAGUUCCUCCAAAAACCACCAUCAUUGAUACAUCUUCUUCUACAACCACAGCUGAGACCACCACCACUGAUACAGUACCUACAACAACCACAGUUCCUUCCCAAACCACCAUUACUGAUACGCCAGCUUUAACAACCACAGUUCCUUCUGAAACCACCACAACUGAUAAACUUACUACAACAACCACAGCUCUUCCUGAAAGCACUACCACUGAUAAACCUACUACAACAACCACAGCUCCUCCUGAAACCACCACAACUGAUAAACCUACUAUAACAAUCACAGCUCAUCCUGAAACCACUACCACUGAUACACCUACUACAACAACCACAGUUCCUUCCCAAACCACCAUUACUGAUACGCAAGCUUCAACAACCACAGCUCUUCCUGAAACCACUACCAUUGAUAAAUCUACUACAACAACCACAGCUCCUCUUGAAACCACCACAACUGAGACGCAAACUACAACAACCACAUCUGAAACAACCACCACUUCUCCUCCAAUUUCAAGGGAAGCUAUUUCUGAUAUCACCAUUUCUCAUUCUUCAAUAACUACAACUUUUAUAACUGUAUCUCAUUUAGAAAACGAUACAACUACAGCAGGAAUAACAGCAGCAACAACAAUGCCUGUCGAACCUUUUGCAGUUGUUGACAUGAUGAAUUCAGUUGGUGAAAUCGGCAAGCAGGCGUAUAUUCCAUGCACAAUCAACAUUACGAGUGGAGACUGGGCAAGGAUCUACAUUUACCAAACCCACAACGACAAUAUUGAUCCUAAAAUUGCCACUAUCACCAAAAACGGAACAAUAACAAUUUUUACCAGUGAUCCUGUUCUGGUGCCAACAUUCAAUAUCAGUGGUUCUCAGAUCGAGGCUGUUGUAACGUUUAACUUCAGCAAUUAUGACUUUUUAAAUUGUUCAGUGAGAAUUUAUAAGUUUAUCUGCAGUUUAGAGAUGACUACUGGUUCUACAUUCAACGCUUCAGCGGAGUUCAAUCUUAUAGCACCCCUUUUCCAACCUACUGUCAUCUUACACGGGACACGAUAUAUGGUCAACCAAACAGCAAAUGUUUCACUUGCAGCUAUUAAUGCAACCUGUAACACCAGCAGAGACAGAUAUAGUGAUACCGCUUCUUUAAUCGGUAUGCGAAUACAAAACGCAUCCGGAGCUGAUAUCACAAGUUUUGUUGAUGUAACACCCUAUAAUAUAUCGACUGACACCUGUGGAGAACUCGUGUUCAUUCAAUGGAGCGAUGUGUUUUUGUACCGGUCGGACUUAAAUGGUUCGAAUUUAACGUGUUUUGUUGAGACAGCAUCUAAAUCGGUAAUGAGUGAGAGUAUCACAUUGACAUUUUUAGAACAACAAAAUCCAACGCUUAUUUCGACAGCAAAUCCUGCAGUUACCAAUUCUAUAAAUGCUGACACAACCUUGACAACACCUGUUGACAUUUCCUCUGAAUCGUCCCCUGGCACCACUACAAAAAACCCUCCCAUCAUUGCAUCUACAGAAAUGUCGACAACAACAACAACAACAACACAGGUGCUUUCACCACCUUAUGCAGUUGUUGUAAUGAAGAAUUCAAUUGGUGAAAUCGGCAAGCAGGCGUAUAUCCCGUGCACAAUCAAUAUAACGAGCGGUGAUUGGGCCAUAAUCUACAUAUAUCAAUCACAUAACGACAACAUCGAUCCUAAAAUUGCCACAAUCAGUAACAAUGGAACAAAAUUAGAUUUUACCAGUGACCCUCUUCUGAUGACAACAUUUAACAUCAGUGGUUCUCAGAUCGAGGCUGUUGUAACGUUUAACUUCAGCAAUUAUGACUUUUCAAAUUGUUCAGUGAGACUUUAUAGGUUUACCUGUAGUGUAGAGAUGACUACGGGUUCUACAUUCAACGCUUCAGCGGAGUUGAAUCUGAUAGCACCCCUUAUUCAGCCCACCGUCACCUUACACAGAACACAGUAUAUGUUCAACAAAACAGCCAACGUUUCACUUGCAGGAAUUAACGCAACGUGUAACGCCACACAGGACAGGUCCAGUGACUACUCUUUUACUAUAGCUAUGCGGAUUCAAAACGUUUCAGGGGAUGAUAUUGAUAGUUUAGCUGAAGUCAAUUCGUAUAAUGUUUCCACGAACACAUGUGGGGAACUUGUGUUUAUUAAUUGGAGCGACGUCUUUAUAUACAGAGCAGACUUGAAUGGUUCUAGUCUUACAUGUUAUAUUAAAUCAAACGAUCGAACGGUUACGAGUGAGAACAUAACUUUGACUUUUGUAGAACAACAGAUGCCACCAUAGAAAAAAAUUGUUUAUAAUAUAUUGUUUGUAUAGAGUUAGAAUAUUUAAAAGACAAACAUGUGAUUUCGCUGAAAUCCUAUGAGUUACACAUAUGUACUUAUGUGUUAUAUACAAUGUACGUGUAACGUGUAUGUGAAGUCACGGUAUACAACGCAAUUUGUCAUUUCAUUUGAUUGUCAAAAUUAUACACUAUAUCUUCAACCGUGUAAUGAUGAUGGUUGAAAAUUGCACCGAGCAAAUGUAUCUGUAUUGAAGACCUUCUAAACGUCCGUUUCACUAAUAUUAUUGUAGUACAAAUUAAGUAAACAAUUCAUUUAUUUGUUUUAUGAAAAUAUCAGGCGACUGAUUUUAAUCACCUACAAAUUGUAUCAUUUUGGUUUCAUAUCAGAUGGCAACUUUAGUAACUACAGAACUCACGUCGUAUCAACAAAAGCAUUUUCAAACAAAACUUUUUACUUAUUAUUGUUAUAAGAUUACUUUUACAAUGUAAAAAUUCUUAAAAUUCAUUAUAUAUCUCAGUAAAUAUGUGAUAUAGAUUUAAUUUGGUAUUGUUUAACCCUUAAGAUAAU
Magallana angulata is the source of this 3917-nucleotide messenger RNA. RefSeq lists its product as uncharacterized. Bases 85 to 3348 code for a protein of 1087 amino acids. The transcript has 11 exons. Lineage: Eukaryota; Metazoa; Mollusca; Bivalvia; Ostreida; Ostreidae. The record is from RefSeq and is a predicted model, not a curated record.